UCUUGGGGACGAGACAUUCAACAACAUCGUGAAACUUCGCGCGAGACAAUCACCAACAAAAAAACUGGUUUCAAAAAGAUUUCUUCGGAUUUUCAACUGCUCAAAACCAGAAGACAAGAUUUGUGAUGGAUUUCUCUUUCUAACUUGUGUGUUUUGGUGAUGCAAAAAGCCUAGUGCUCUCACUCGACUCACUCCGAUUCUUCUCUCUCUCUCUCUCUCUCCCCUUUUAGGGUUUUCAAUUCAACUAUUUCAACCAUCGACGAUUACUUAGGGAUCGUCUGCUUCUAAAUCGGUAACUCAUUGAUAGGUUUGCUGACCGAUAAUUGGGUUCUCAAUGUUCUUGGAACAAGGAGGAAAGAUAAGAGCGGCCUUGCGUUACUUUUCAUUGUAGCUGAGCGCCAAUUAGAAGUAAGUGUUAGUCGACUAGCACCGAUGGAUUUUGCGAAGCGCUGGUGUAGUAAAUUACUGCCAAAAGAUAAGCCUAAAUCUUCACAGAAAAGGGAAGUUAAAAGUAAUGGAAAGGAAGGUUUAAGAGUAACAAAUGAAGAGGCACCCUCAAACGCCACUAAGCAGAAGGUUGAAGCUGCCAAACAAUAUAUAGAGAAGCACUACAAGGAGCAAAUGAAGAAUCUGAAUGAGCGAAGGGAACGGCGCAACGUUCUUGAGAAGAAAUUGGCUGAUUCCGAGGUCUCUGAAGAAGAACAGAACAAUCUACUUAAACAUCUAGAGAAGAAGGAAACAGAAUAUAUGCGCCUUCAGAGGCAUAAAAUGGGCGCUGAUGACUUUGAGCCAUUGACAAUGAUAGGAAAGGGUGCAUUCGGAGAGGUUAGAAUAUGCAGGGAGAAGACAACUGGCAAUGUGUAUGCAAUGAAAAAACUUAAGAAGUCUGAAAUGCUUCGUAGAGGCCAGGUUGAACAUGUCAAAGCAGAAAGGAACCUACUUGCAGAAGUUGAUAGCAAUUGCAUUGUUAAGCUCUAUUGUUCAUUUCAAGAUGAAGAAUAUCUCUACCUUAUAAUGGAAUAUCUACCUGGUGGAGAUAUGAUGACUCUACUAAUGCGAAAGGAUACAUUGACUGAAGAUGAAGCUAGAUUUUAUGUGGGCGAAACUGUUCUGGCAAUUGAGUCCAUUCACAAACAUAAUUAUAUUCAUAGGGAUAUUAAACCUGACAACUUGCUGCUUGAUAAAUUUGGGCACAUGAAAUUGUCAGAUUUUGGAUUAUGUAAACCAUUAGACUGCACUAAUCUUCAGGAAAAGGAUUUUUCUGGGGCAAAUAACCUAAGCGGGGCUCUUCAAAGUGAUGGGCGUCCUGCAGUACCUAAGCGCACUCAACAGGAGCAACUGCAGCAUUGGCAGAGGAAUAGGAGGAUGCUUGCAUAUUCUACUGUUGGUACACCUGAUUAUAUUGCUCCUGAAGUUUUGCUGAAGAAAGGAUAUGGAAUGGAAUGUGACUGGUGGUCUCUUGGGGCUAUCAUGUAUGAAAUGCUUGUGGGUUACCCACCCUUCUAUUCAGACGAGCCCAUGUCUACUUGUAGAAAGAUAGUGAACUGGAGAACGCAUUUAAAAUUUCCCGAAGAGGCAAGGCUGUCUCCAGAGGCAAAAGAUCUUAUCUGUAAGCUUCUAUGCAAUGUUGAAAAGAGGCUUGGGACCAAAGGUGCUCAUGAAAUAAAGGCACACUCAUGGUUCAAGGGCAUAGAAUGGGAAAAGUUGUAUCAAAUUGAAGCUGCAUUUAUUCCAGAAGUAAAUGACGAGCUGGAUACUCAAAAUUUUGAGAAGUUUGAAGAGGGUGACAACCAAAUUCCUUCUUCAGCAAAAUCAGGCCCUUGGAGAAAGAUGCUGUCUUCUAAGGAUGUCAACUUUAUGGGGUACACAUAUAAGAACUUCGAAAUCGUAAAUGAGCAUGAAGUUCCUGGAAUUGCUGAGUUGAAGAAGAAGAGUUCAAAGCCUAAAAGGCCGACAGUGAAGUCACUUUUUAAAGAAGAAACAGAUUCUACUUCCUCUCAACAAACUCAAGGAAGCUUUCUUAACCUUCUGCCCCGCCAACUAGAAGUCUCGAAGAAAGAUGAGUCUACAUGAAUCUUGUUUACUGAUAACGGUCACAUAGCCAUAGUUAAAAUCAAUCAAUCAAUCGAUCAAAAGCAAUGUGUUCCUUGCAACUGGGCAGCUUUUCGUUACGUGUGGGUAAAUACAGAUGGAUUUGCAGUUUGUUCAUUUUGCAGACGAAAACGAUAUUGUUUGAUAUUAUGAUGGAUGAGGGGUGGGUUUGGAGAUUUCUUUUCGGGUUUGGGGGUCUCUUGUAAAUUGGUUUCUUGGAUUGUGUAUAUCUGUUUUUUAGUCUUGUAAUUGGUGUGUAACUUAUCCAAUUGUCAAAGUAACAUUUAUGGAACCUUAUUGUUCUUGUAACUGAUUUCACAUUACAGGGUUGAAGUAACAACUUUUGUUUUGUCAA
This is a messenger RNA of Cynara cardunculus var. scolymus (artichoke), 2446 nucleotides long. Its product is annotated as serine/threonine-protein kinase tricorner-like. Gene Ontology annotation, biological process: peptidyl-serine phosphorylation; intracellular signal transduction. The record is from RefSeq and is a predicted model, not a curated record. Gene Ontology annotation, molecular function: ATP binding; protein serine/threonine kinase activity. The transcript has 14 exons. The coding region runs from base 433 to 2073 and encodes 546 amino acids. NCBI's taxonomy places the organism in Eukaryota, Viridiplantae, Streptophyta, Magnoliopsida, Asterales, Asteraceae.